Molecule: messenger RNA, 663 nt
Organism: Triticum dicoccoides
Lineage: Eukaryota; Viridiplantae; Streptophyta; Magnoliopsida; Poales; Poaceae
Exons: 2
Coding region: 99-413 (104 amino acids)
Source: RefSeq, a predicted model, not a curated record
ACGACUUAGUUAGGCUCUCCGCUCCACACUCUCUCUUCUGAGCUGAAGACUGAAGUAUAGUGCAGUGCAGUACUCACUUGGUCAGCGAUCUCUGACAGAUGAGGAGUCGCAGUUCCAGCUACUUGCCACUGGCUGCAGCCGUGGUCUUGCUUCUGGUACUGACGGCGGCCAUGGAGGCUGAAGGCAUCCGGCUAGACGCCGAGACCCGGGCUUCAGUCGGCAGUAGCAGCAGCAACCCAGUGCGCAAUAAACCAAGCGAUGAUUUGGUCAAGGGUUCUACCACUGGCUCCGUAAGCGAGAGCGAGGCGACGAGAAGCGCCGGUGCGGUGAAAGAAGUUAGGGCAGUGGCGCACGUGCCGGAGUUCCAUGAAGACUACUACGUUCGAACUGUUCACAGUUCCAGGCACCACUGACCAAGCACUAAACAGCUAGCUAGUUGGUUAGUUGGUCGCAGCUGCUGCAGGCUGCCACUCAUUCAUGGUUGGAAAGGUUACAUGUAAGCUUAGACAAUUAACAGUAACACAUGGUGAUAGUGACAGGAAUAGCAACUGCAGAGCUAGCUUAUUACCUCCCCUUCUGCAUCCAUGCAGACUGCAGUGUAAGCUGGAGAAGGAACAGUUUUGAUUUACUACCUCUUGUCAGAGAACACAACUGAAGUUCAGA